This is a messenger RNA of Acyrthosiphon pisum (pea aphid), 615 nucleotides long. RefSeq lists its product as uncharacterized. Gene Ontology annotation, biological process: DNA integration. The coding region runs from base 1 to 615 and encodes 204 amino acids. NCBI's taxonomy places the organism in Eukaryota, Metazoa, Arthropoda, Insecta, Hemiptera, Aphididae. The record is from RefSeq and is a predicted model, not a curated record. The transcript has a single exon. Gene Ontology annotation, molecular function: nucleic acid binding.
AUGGCACCGCUGCCACGGGAAAGAGUUAAUAUCGAGCGUCCAUUUGCUAGAACCGGAGUUGACUUUUGUGGACCAAUCAUGAUUAGAAGUGGCAUACGCAGAGUGGUCAGCAUUAAAUGCUAUGUUGCAGUAUUCGUCUGUCUCGUGACUCGUGCUAUACACUUAGAACUGGUCAGCGGACUUACCACAGAAGCCUUUUUAGCCUCCCUCAUACGAUUCAUCUCUCGUCGGGGCCCUUGUAGCCACAUCUACAGUGACAACGGCACAAACUUCGUGGGAGCCAACAAGGCCCUGCAUUCAUAUUUUUCACCUGAAAGGGGACAACGCACAGUUGAAGACUCUCUCACAGAUCUCAAGAUUCAAUGGCACUUCAUACCACCCGCCGCACCCCACUUCGGUGGUCUCUGGGAGGCGGCUGUGAAAUCUGCCAAAAGACAUUUACUGAAGGUAACUGCAAUGGGCCUUCUCACAUAUGAAGAAAUGAAUACUUUGCUUUGCCGAGUAGAAGCUGUAUUGAACUCUCGUCCAAUAUCUCCAAUGUCUCAUGAUAUCCGAUCUCAAUGCAUUGACACCGGGCCAUUUUUUAGUUGGAGGAAGUUUAACACUACCCGCUGA